Messenger RNA from Exophiala dermatitidis NIH/UT8656, 2951 nucleotides. RefSeq lists its product as uncharacterized. Gene Ontology annotation, molecular function: methyltransferase activity. Lineage: Eukaryota; Fungi; Ascomycota; Eurotiomycetes; Chaetothyriales; Herpotrichiellaceae. The coding region runs from base 238 to 1218 and encodes 326 amino acids. The transcript is spliced from 4 exons. The record is from RefSeq and is a predicted model, not a curated record.
CUUGACUCUGAAGCUCAUCGAGACCCAGUUCAUUUCCCUCGUUCGAUCGAGCCGGACGGGACUACUGGAGAACGGGCCGACCGAUGCUUGAAGUUCUCUUCCCCUCCAGAUACUCAUCAUUUUCUAUGAAAUAUCUGCCAUGAUAAGAAUCCUGAACAGAUUGGUCUCUCACCUGUCCUACAGUUAGCAGAAGUCAAUUCAUCAGCCAACGGCCGUUGCUUUGUGUUUGUUCUCCAAAUGGCCAACAUGACCAGCGAGCAAGACCACGCCGAAGACGUCGACCCGGGGUACUGGGAUGACGACGAAGCGGACCUGGAAUCCCAAACCACGUCCUUGUACUCUGCCAUCUGGGAACACGUCUAUGAAAAUGGCCGGACGUACCAUGGCUACAGAGCUGGGUCUUACUGGGGGCCCAACGACGACCAAGCCAACAGCAACCUCGACCUAUUCCACCACAUUUUCAACCUAACGCUCAAAGGACAACUAACACUCGCACCAAUCGGCGAGAGUCCGCAAAGGGUAUUAGAUCUAGGCACCGGAACAGGAAUCUGGGCGAUGGAUUUCGCAGACCGAUACCCGACCGCCACAGUAAUUGGAACGGACCUAUCACCAAUCCAGCCGCAAUGGGUGCCGCCGAACGUGCAAUUUGAGAUUGACGACUUUUGUCAGCCGUGGACGUUCAAGAAGAACUCGUUUGAUUUCAUCCAUGCCCGCUGUCUGUACGGCUGCAUCGCCGACUACGGGGCUUUUUACGAGGAAGUCCUAAAUCAUUUGCAACCCGGCGGCUGGUUCGAACAGGCCGAGAUCAGUGUCGUUUCUCGGUCCGACGACGGCACUACUGACGGUACUUAUCUCGAACAAUGGAGCCAGUUGGCCCUCGAGGGCGGUGACCGGAUCGGCAAGACUUUUCGCAUCGCCGACGAACUCGAGGACCGCAUGGUCGAUGCCGGCUUCGUCAAUGUCCGGUGUUUCCGCUUCAAGUGGCCUAUUGGGCCUUGGCCCAAAGACCCAAAGUUGAAGGAGAUUGGGGCGUAUAAUCGUCUCGCUUGUGAGCAGGGGAUCGACGGUUGGGCCUUACGGCCUUUGACUCAGAUUCUGGGGUGGUCCAUCGAAGAAGUUCACGUCCUGUGCGCCCAACUCCGACGGGAUUUUCGAGACCGGAAAAUCCACGCUUAUCAAUAUGUCUCCGUAUGCUACGGUCAGAAGCCGGCAACUUGAGGAUUGAGGUUGUUUACAGUUUCCCUGUUGCUCAAACAAAUGUCUGCCAACGACCUCCUGAGUCUUGUUAGUUCGGUCAAGUCCGAUCAGGACUUGUUGCAGUCCGUCACACAGCUUUCCGGGUCCGGGAAACGCCAGAACUAAAGUGACGGGGUCUACGGUCUACCCUGCACUACGACGCAAUGCAAAGCAAACCAAGUAUUUGAGCAGGUGCACCACAACAAGCAAGCUCCUUUAUCUGGAGAGGAUCAGCAUCGGCAUCGACAUCAACUCAGCCUCGAUUACCUUGCCUCUCUCUGUCUUUUACUCUGGCUGAUGAAAAGUGGAACGAACAUCGAAACCUCGAGAGUCGAAAAGGCCACUAGAGCGCCCGUUCUUCUCGUCAGUCAGCUCGACCAAUGGGUCCGGUUUAAGUACGAUAAAAUCAGAUCAAACCAGACCAGACACGACUCCCACUUGGAAAACCAAUCCACUUGUGGCACAAUCCAAUCUUCAGCCACUGCAUGUCAACAUCAAAGCCGACAAAGACGUGGUGGGCCAUCCAUCAGAGGCUGAGCAUGGAACCGAUCCUGGAACCAAAGUGAUUUUAACUCUGGGCGACCGUCAAAUCUGUCCGAGAAGUCAACGAUGCCAUCCAAAGACCCCAACAUAACAUCCCAACAUUGUAAUGAGGAAGAUAACGUCGAUAACCGGGCCCAGUCAACAUUCCUGGUAACACGACGUGUGAGACAAGCUGAGCUGAGCCUAGACAGCACGACACGAAACACAUUAGUAUGAGGCCAGACACAAACCGAGUCGACGACCGCCCUGAGAGGACCGGACACCAUAAUCAUGAUAAGGCACCAGACACGAAGCUUUGAACGAAACACACCACGACAGGCAGGACACGAGACCUGCAUCGCUUACUAUACAUAAGCGCGAGCGAGCGCGCGCCCUGGAACUGAAACUCAAAACUCCCACACUCCUCGAAAGCGCGGAUCUAGCAUCUGCAUCUGCCUGAACACUGCCAUGAACCUGAUUCCGAACUCGAACUUGGGCCAAAUAUGAUGGAUGGACAUGGACAUAUAUCCGACCACCACUGCCAUCAGCCCACUACCUGUAUUCAUCAAAUACAAGGACAAACACUUAAUGUCCAGCUGAGCUACUGCAAUCCAAGAACAAAAAACAAAUGCAGAAUGAACCCAAUUGGACGACCCUGGGCAACUCAGUUUGACACAGUUUGCCUCGAUGACAAACAACGACUUGCUGGGCGAGAGUACUGUAGAACAAAAGGUACCUUUGGUAUGCAGUGGCUGCAAACAUCACGGUUCAGAUCACACACACAGGCUGCAACAGCUUGAACCACCAUGACAUAACAUGACAUAAACACAUUCAUUAUUAGAUCGUUAUCGUCCAAAGGGACAAUAGUGAUGGUAAGAGCUGGCCAGAUACAAGAUUGGUCUUGUCUUUCUUUCCCAUUUCACACCCUUCGCGGGAAUCACAAAAUCUGCGCGAUAUUUAGUCUCCUUUCUUUCAACACCUAUCACGCCCCCUUUCUAAGAUGGAACUACCAUAUUUUGGUCGUGUCAUUGCACCAAAAUCCCCAAAAUGUCACACACAGAGAACCGCCCACUGCAUUUGGCGCCAUCUCCUCCAAUUUUCAAAAGCUCUCAAUCUCAGUCUCAAUCCAGCUAGCUGUCAUGUAAUGUAAUACAUUCCGGUCGAGUCUGAAAUCUCAACAAACUUCAAGAGCA